CCGGGCCGCCGCCGCCGCUGCUGCUGCGUGUGUGUGUACCUCGUAUAGUGUGUUGCCGCCGCCACUCCGUGUUCCGGUGAUUCUUCCGGUGCGGUCCGUGUUUCUACUCGGGCACAGCCAUCCACUGCUGUCUCUGCGUAGCACCUAGAUAAAAGUACUGAAGAACUAGCAAGGAGACAGGCAUAUACAUAUAUAAAAGCGUUGACAUAGCGAUAGAGAAAGUGAAAUCUGGAAAAGGCCGUAAGUGGCAGGGAGGCCGCGCCCACAAUGCUCUAGCAGCGAGACGGCUCAACAAAGUUAUCGACUAUACCGCCACCAGUGCUACUUCCGCCACCCCCUAACACCACCGCCACCACCACCACCAACCUCAACACCACCAUCACGCACACCACCACAACCUCUCCGUCCCCCCCUCCCCCCUCGAGCCUCCGCCAAGCCUCCUAUACCGCCUUACUGAGGUACUCGUGCGGGGCGCGGUCUGGUAGGAUCCCCCAGGAACCACCAGGAUGCUAUCGUCCUGUUGGUUCACCACGCCCUUCACAGGAUGCUUCACCACUGCCAUCAAAGGUGGCGUUGGCAGCGGUAUGCAGGAGGGCGGGGACGGCGAGCAACGAGUCCGUGUUAGUCAGUCGGAGGAACGCAGCCGCCGCUUCCUACAACCAUCACACCGCAGUCGUUCCGAGGGGCCCCUAGGCAGAGACCUAGAUGAUGAUAGUUUUCUUGUAUCAGAGUACAAGACCCAAUUCGCCUGGGUCAGGAGGACACCCUCCGCCAGGGGCCCUGAGGCCGCCCCUCUCCUCGAGGUGGAAAAGCCGCCGCAGUCAACGAAGAACCAGGUGAACGCCAACGGGGUGGCCGGAGGAGCAUCAGGAGGCGCAGGACGUGCCGCACCCUCUAGUGACACUCAACCUGCCAUCGAUCAGCAACUGCCACGUACGCCGCGUAAGUCCAAGUCGAUGGGUCGCAUUCACGGUGGAGGAAAUGGGCCGGAGGUAGGAGAAGGUGCAGCUGGUGGCCCUGAGGCAGCCAGCGGCAUUCAGCAGCAGCAGCAGCAGCAGCAGCAGCAGCAAGGUGGCAACCAGGAGGGCCAGCAAGACCAGGCACCACCAGCUCGCACCGACGCUGCAGGGACAACCCCGGCUUGGCAUCCGGGCCACCGCCGCACACCCUCUGACGGAGUAGCAUGGCGACACUCCAAAGGGCUUGAGGCAGAUCGUAUUAUUGGUGGUGAAAUGUUGGGUUCUGGUGAAGAUGAUAAACUUUAUAAAAGGGCAUAUAAAUCUGAGUAUCGCAAGAAGUUCCGUCCAUUCUCACAGUACCAAUAUGUGGACGGUAGAUUCCAUAAAGUAAAGACUGACGAUUCAUCAACAUCAGCAACAGCAGCAGCAACAGGAAGUGGAGGUGGUGGCGGUGGCGGAAGCGAGUCUCCAAACAAUUGGUACAAGGAGGUUAUUGAGCUUCGCCGCCAGGCUGGGCAGUAUCGGGCGAGGCACGAUAUUGGUGACGUGUGGCGGACAGUGCAGCAUCGGGGCUGGGGUGUGGAGACUGCAUCUGAGCGCUUGGCAGAAAUUUACAGCAAGCAAGCAGAGCUGUGGGAGCAGGUAUCUCGUCGAUCAUCCCUCCAGGCGCUCUCUUUGGCGUCGGCUUCCCCAAGUAGGCCAAUCAGCAAGGCAGAGAAGGAGAUUGAGAACUCAAGAAGGUCAUCUCCAAUCAAGCAUGUUAGCAAGUCCUCCCGUGAACGUCCCAGUACUGCACCGCCCAAGCCCAAACCUGCUGCUGUGCACACACAAAAACCUUCAGACAAGACAGAGGGAAAGACUUCCAAGGAAUCAACACCACGUCACCACUAUGAGAGAACUACAGGGACUACAGAGGAGGGUCUUUUGAUCACUUCGCCAUCACGUGACAAGCUUGAACCAUUCAUCCCCGAUGAUUGGUCCUCCCGCCGUUCAUCACGAAGGACUCCUCCAAUUACAAGCCCUAUGAAAGAUGACUCCAGCAGACGAAGGUCGUACCGAGCCUCCUCCGCUGCAAGGCCUCCCCCCACCAAGGACUGUAGGUCCUCUGUAGGAGGUCGUUCAGUCAGUGUUGGUCCUGAAAAUCGGUCUCCAAAACGAACUUCCCGCCCACCGUCUACGCAUGCAACAGCACCCGCUACCAAGCCUGAGCGACGUCCAAGACCUACGUCCCUCUCCACUAGUGCUCGUCGCAAGGGUACAGACGCUUUGCCCCACCGCCCCUCCUCCCAUGAUGAGGGUAGAGAGCCUAAGAAAGCCACUAAAGCUAAGCCUCAUGACCCCACUGCUUCGCCUAAGAAGGGUGAGGACAAGAGCAAAGUGGAGAAAAAACAUAUUAGUGAAGAAACUGACUCCAAAAAGGAUAAAGAAAAGGAAAUCUUACCCAAAGAUGGGCCUAAAGAUAUCAUGAAGGAUCUUGCACCAAAGGAUGGUUCUAAGGAACCUGUGGAAGCUGUUAAAGAAUCAACUGCAAGAAAAUCUACCCCAGAACCUCGAUUUGACCCAGAGAAGUACGAACCUGUGGUAAAAACCCCACCUGAGCCAACUCGGGUCAAGUCGCCUGAUCAGGUUGGUAAAUGGGUUAUGGUAAAAAGUCCAGAUCCAGUAAAUUGGACUGUUCCUCUAGACACUGGCAAGACGUUUACUGUUACGCACAAUAUCCCUGAAGCCACUCACUGUUUGAGAAUACCAAGAGGUGAAUCAGCACGUGGAACUCCUUCCUCUGAGUAUCGCCAUGUGUUGGAAUCCCGGACGCGACAAACGCCUGAACCUACUAAGAUAAGCCAGGGAUCACUCGCUGGCACACCCGUGUCCUCCAUUGCAUCCGAAGCAAAGUCCCAUUCUCAGGAGCAACCUAAGCCUACCACUGCCACAACUCUAGAGUCUAAGGUUGAUGACAAAACUGAUGAAAAGAAACCAGCACCUAAACCAAUUGAAGCAAAAUCUCAGGAAUCAGAGAUCUCUGAAAGUAAGAUUCCUGAAGGAAAAAUCAUAGAUGGAGAUAGUUUUAAUUCUAAGUUAGAUGCCAAAGCUGAAACUAAGCCUUAUGAUAUAAAGAAAGAUACUAAAUUAACUGAAGUUAAAGAAGAGCCAAAACUCGCUGAUUCAAAAGAACUGGAGACAAAACCAUUAGAAGCUAAGGUACAAGAAACAGAACCCUUAGAAUCAAAGACACCAGAGGUAAAAUCAAGUGAACCUCCAGUGUCAGAACCUGCAUCAGUUCUGUCUAUGUUUAGUGAGCCAAAGGCAUCUGAAGUUAAGGAUCCUGAGCCCAAGAAGUUAGAACCAGUUACUGAAUUCAAGAAAGCUGAGCCAACUCAUGAAACUAAACCAUUCCAGUCUCAGCCCUUACAGCAGCAGCAGCAACUUCCUCUGAGCCCACCUGCAACAAAAAAACCUUCACCCAUGGACAUUGUCCCUCCUUCAGGUGCGGUUGACUCUAUGACAAUGUCCAUGUUUGGCUCCCUCAAUGGCAUGAAUGGCAAGAGUUCAGGGACACCAUCUCCUACCAAGCCUGAAGUGCCCCUUCUGUCUUCUGAUCCAGUCAAGGAUGUGUGCGCUCCUGAAUCAAAGCCUGUCAGUGUUCGUAACAUCCCUGGCACUAAUCUAAGGUGCCUUGAUGAUCCUUCAUUUAUGUUUGACCAGCCCUCUCCACCUACUACCAAUUCUCCUAAAUCUGGAACAUACAAAGUUCUGGAAGCUCCAGUGGAGCCUCAGCAGUCCAAGAGUGGAGGCUAUCGUGUAUUAGAAGCCCCAGAAGCCCCUUCAGAUAUUAAGGAUCUUCCUGACCAGUCUCCCACUAAACCAGAGGCCCCAAUCAAACCAUCUCCAUACAGGGUACUUGAGGCACCUAUUGAUACCCCUGCUAGGUCUAAAGGCUCACCAUAUCGUGUACUUGAGGCACCUGAUGCCCCUUACUAUCCCCAAACUCAAAGCGUUGGUGAAGUUCAAGAGUCAAAACCCCCAUCUCUAGUCUCUCCGGCUUCUGGUAGGACGGUAUCUGAUGCACUUGAUAAAGCUCGCACUCGUUUUGAUUCCUUCUGGGGGGGACCAAAAGAUAAAGAUCCCCCAAGCAAAGUCUAGGUGCCCAAAUUCUUUAGCCAUAUUCUAAUUACAAUUGAGGUAUUCAUGAAGAUGGAUUACUUUUUAUCCAAAGUACUAUCCUAAGUUAUUGGCAGUAGUAUCUAUUUUGUAAUGCAUCUUCAUGGGUAUUUUAAACUUCCAAAGAUGAGCUGUUAGGACAAUUACUUGCAAAUUUUGAAGAUACGAGUUACUGCCAACUUUAAUGGUCUCACGUUGAUUGCGAGACCAUAGAUAACAGCACAUCUGAGGUAUAAUCAAUUGAGAAAACCCACAGGUUGUCAAUUCAGCCAGAUGUUUAAUCGCAAUACUCAUACUAUUUUUGUUAGUUGUCAUAGAUGCUAUUUAACUCUCUCCAGACUUCACUCAAGGCUACGCAGUACUGUAUAGUAUUUCCUGUGGGUUUUUCUAAUACGAAGCACUUGCUAGUAGGCUAAGAAUGUGAGAUUGUUUAUAAUAUGACCUAUAAGGUAAACUUUAGUUUCUAUGUUUAGCUUUUAUUGAAAAUGUGAGAAUGAGAGGCAAGCCAGAGUUAUGAUGUUUGCAGGGAAUGCCAAGUCAGACCAGAGAUUCACACAUCUACAUACAUGAAUGUUGAAUACUCUAAUGUUAUUAUUCAGAUGACACCUCUCUAUUAUCCUGAUCUAUAACAUAACUUCUCUUAUUACACCCCACAUAGUUUAGGAGUGUACCCUUUAUCCAGAUUUUUUUUUAUAAUCAUAAAAAGCUUGUAACUAUAAUACACAGCAUUUUAUUUAUACUGAAUGAACAAAUUGGUUCUGACAGGCAUUGUUUCCAUUUCAUAUUUUACAUGAAAUUUAAUUUAAGCAUUGCUUCACAUUACUUGUGAAGAAAUUAAAUUAUAAAGUUGUUUAAUGAGUUGUUUAGAUACAAAUUUGUAAUUUAUUAAAAUAUAUAUAUAAAAUAAUCUUACUUCAAGCAGUUAUAGGUAAAUUUCAGAUUAAUAUUUGAUAACCCAUAUUCAUUGGUACUGCUCAUAAGCUAAUUUUAGUUACCAUUGGCAAGGAAUCUAAGUAAAACUAGGGGAUGUUUAUCUAUCGAGUUAGUGGAUCAUGAGUUGCAAAUAUGGAGCAGAGUAAUUCUCUGGUAAUGGAACUUGCCUUCCUUUGAUAAAGUGAAUAGCUUUUUACUUGAAUAAGAAAACACGUGAUCACAAGCAGGAACUUCGGUCAAACUUGGCAUUUCAUCCCAGCCUUAAUUCUUAUGCCUAUACACAAUUCAUUAGGAAUCUUGAGGUAGUGAUCCUUGGGUCUCAUUUAUAAGGCAUCAUACAGGGAAACAAUGGUGCGAUAUUUAAGCACGUUAUGAAUUAUUCUUGAUUAUUCAGUCUGUCAUAUUUUCCCAUUGUGUAUUUUUUUUUUUUCAAUAACUUACUGUACAUCAUUUAUUUUUCUUAAAAUCAUACCAAAGAAAAAUAUUACAGACUAUUAGGUGUUAAUAAGGUGAUACAAGAACUCUUGUUCCCCCCCUCUGAAAACUGCCAAUGGUUUGAGCAUAUAGUUUUGAAUGGUAAAGCUGUUUAUAUUGUUAUAAUUAGUAUAGUGUUGGCUAAUCAUUGUACUGGGCUGAUUGGUUUCUGGCAAAGUUCACCAUUACUGUUUGUCCCAUGGUGAGGAUUAUUUAGACAAUUUCAUUACAGCUUAUUUUUGUAUUAUUUUGAGGUUUCCUCAUCUUACAUAACAUUCCAACAAAUGUUAAGAAGUAUUGUAUAGCUAAGUUAUGACAUUAAAUAUUUGAUUUCCAUAAAUAUUUUUGUAUUGUGCUCUGCUCAGGUCAGCAAUAUUGACUUUGGGUUAACAUCAAACUAUAAAUACUUUUAUUUGAAAUUGAUAAAAAAUAUAAUUUUAGAGAUUUGAUGUACCAAAAAUUUCAAAAUUGCUGAUUUAUGACAUUAGCUGUGAUUUUUUUUUUCUUCCUUUUAAGGUGAAAGGGCUGUCAGCUUUUUGGAAAUCCCAAUGAAGACUAAAUUACUCUUCAGACAUCACAUUUAGUUCUGUCCUUUUCUAUAGUUUCAAAAGAGCAUCUUCAGUUUCUAAAGUUGAAGAAAUGCUUUGUUGAAAUAAUCACAUUACUCAUUGAUAUUUGAGUUUACCCACCAAUUUUUUUACAAUUCUUAAUGAUUCAGAAAGUUGCAAGUUAAUUAGUCUUCACUAAGGGUCAAAAAAUGCUGCUGUAGUUAUGACUGUCACCAUGGGGCGUCACUACUCUCCAUCACAGAUGCCGUUAAUGCUUCUAGUCAAAAUUUCUCGCAUAAGUUUACAGGUGUCGGCGUCUGAUACUGCUUACCCCCACACUCGUUUAUGGUGACAUUCUUAGCAGCAAGACAUACAUUAGUUAUUUAGGACAAAUUUUCUAACCUGAUAUGACAGUGGGGAAGUACUUAAAUUAAGAGUCCCUGUGGUUAUUAAACUGAUUGAGGGAAUAAAUUUAUUAAUUUGGCAGCUAAAUGUUCAUCAUGUCUUGUAAGAAUCCUUUCAUAGAAAGUAAAAAUGAUUCAUUCUUAGGUUUCAGAUUUAGUGAAUGUCAUAUAAGGUUUGAGAAACUUCAAAUCUAAAGGAGUUGAGAGGUGAGCAUCAUCAUGACUGGACCCUCUAAGUUGUGAAUCUGAUCUUGCUGUAUGUACCUAUAGCACAGAACUUACAUUAAAUGUACAGCUUCA
Cherax quadricarinatus is the source of this 6777-nucleotide messenger RNA. Its product is annotated as nucleolar protein dao-5. Gene Ontology annotation, biological process: negative regulation of centriole replication. Gene Ontology annotation, molecular function: microtubule binding. Lineage: Eukaryota; Metazoa; Arthropoda; Malacostraca; Decapoda; Parastacidae. The record is from RefSeq and is a predicted model, not a curated record.